CUCUAACCUGACCACGAAACAUGGAGGCUUUCCUCGGCUUGUGAGACAUAAACUUUGCUUUGGUGGUUUGCGCUUGUUUAGGCAUCCCUUCCCUUUAAAAGUAUCCUCGAGCAAUAUCCUAAGACAUACUCUUCUCUCAGUAUCCUAUACCUUCUCCCAUGAUGCCUAUUGGUAAAGGAAAGAAAGCCGAGAAAGAAAAAGAAAAGGCUCAAAAUAAGAACACGUCAGCGAAACCUUCCAGUGAAUCUCCUCAAAAUGUCCCUGCAACCACUGGUGAUAACAAUGUCCCUGCUCCUACACCAGUAACAACUGGUGUAGGAGUGGGACUACCAGCUAAAGAUAUAGAUGGGAUUAACUCAGAUACAGUACCAAUAGCAUACAACUCUAUUGUCAGUCGGUUGCAAGGCUCUGGCUCUUACACACACAGGACUAACAGCAGACAAGGCUCCUCACGAUUUAACAUCAGCAAGAACAGAGAGAUAAGCAAACUCCCUCCACUCAAAGAUGCUACGCCUAAUGCCCGCGAGGAUUUAUUCCUACAAAAGUUACACCAGUGCUCCAUCAUAUUUGACUUCAACCGCGACCCACUCAGUGAUCUCAAGUUCAAGGAAGUGAAGAGAGCAGCUCUCAAUGAACUAGUGGAGUUCAUUACUCAUAACAGAGGAGUCAUUACUGAGUCCAUUUAUCCCGAGGCUGUGAGAAUGUUUGGUAUUAAUGCUUUCAGGGCACUCCCACCAUCAGCUAAUCCUUCAGGGGCAGAGUUUGAUCCCGAAGAGGAUGAGCCUGCCCUAGAACCAUCUUGGCCUCACCUCCAAAUCGUGUACGAGUUUUUCCUGAGGUUCCUCGAGUCUCAGGACUUUCAGCCUGGCAUAGCAAAGAAAUUCAUCGAUCAGAAAUUUGUUGGACAAUUGCUUGAGUUGUUUGACAGUGAAGACCCAAGAGAGAGAGACUUUCUCAAGACGACACUUCAUAGGAUCUACGGGAAGUUCCUCGGGCUUAGGGCUCACAUAAGAAAACAGAUUAGCAACAUAUUUUAUAGGUUUAUCUAUGAAACUGAGAAGCAUAAUGGAGUAGCUGAACUUCUUGAGAUAUUAGGAAGUAUCAUCAAUGGUUUUGCUUUGCCAUUAAAAGAGGAGCACAAGAUGUUUCUUCUUCGUGUGCUCAUUCCACUGCAUAAAGUCAAAUCACUCAGUUGCUAUCAUCCCCAGUUAGCUUACUGUGUCGUUCAGUUCCUGGAGAAGGACCCCUCUCUUACAGAACCGGUGGUGACAGGAUUGCUAAAGUUUUGGCCCAAGGUUCACAGCCCCAAGGAGGUCAUGUUUCUAAAUGAGCUGGAGGAGAUACUGGAUGUAAUGGAGCCCGUGGAAUUCGUUAAAGUUAUGCAACCACUUUUUAAGCAAAUCUCGAAAUGUAUCUCUUCGCAACACUUUCAAGUGGCAGAGAGAGCCCUCUACUACUGGAGCAACGACUACAUUAUGAGUCUAGUUGGUGAGAACCCACAGGCUCUCUUCCCCAUUAUCCUUCCCGCCCUACUCCGUCACUCCAAGCAGCACUGGAAUAAGACGAUCCUUGGACUCAUUUAUAAUGCUCUUAAGAUAUUUGCCGAAAUGAAUCAAAAGCUAUUUGAUGAGUGUAGCGACAAGUUUAAGGAGGAGCUAGAGCAAGAGCCAAAAGUUGUUAAGAAACGUGAAGACACUUGGACUGCAUUGGAGAAGCUAGCUCUUAUGAGUCCUCAUGUUUCAAAGCUCUCCUCGCCUCAGAAUGCCUUCAGGAAGUCAAUGCUCUCCAGCCUGACCUCCAUAGCCAGUGAGGAGCCAACCUCUCCUGAUGGAGUCCCUACUUCAGAGGAACUUAAAAGCAUUCCUCAAACUCCCCCAUCAGAGUCGGGUGCCUCCAAUACUGGAGCUGUAAAGACUAACAAUAAAGGGCACAUGUUAAUAAGACGCAAGUCUUACCUACCGAUGGAUAAUGAUACCUCCCAAGCUCUCCAGCAGUACAAACCUCACGAAAGACUGGGCGUCCCUAAUGAAUCCUAAAGACUUUCCCUCUCCUCCUCCUCUUCUUCUCUUUUUUGUGUGCAUGAAUCUUUUUCUCUCUCUCUGUGUGUGUUUGUGUGCUUAUAGUGCACCACUCACUCUCUUAGUGUGUGGCUUUACGAGCAUUUUAAUUUAUUUUUGUUUUCUAUCUCUUUAAUUAGUAUUAUUUAUGUCGUGGCAUCUUUUGGACUAAAUCAUGAAUAGCAUCUUCUGCUUGAUAAAAAGGGAGACGGUUUUUUUUUCUUUAGUUUCUCUUUUUUUCUAAUGAUAUAAUUUUAUUAUUAUUAUUAUUAUUAGUUGUUUUUUUGUUGUUUUUUUAUUAUUAUUUUGUUUAUUUUUUGUCAAUCAAUCAAUUGUGCAUCUCA
This is a messenger RNA of Amphimedon queenslandica, 2401 nucleotides long. Its product is annotated as serine/threonine-protein phosphatase 2A 56 kDa regulatory subunit gamma isoform-like. Gene Ontology annotation, molecular function: protein phosphatase activator activity. The coding region runs from base 159 to 2036 and encodes 625 amino acids. Gene Ontology annotation, biological process: signal transduction; protein dephosphorylation. Gene Ontology annotation, cellular component: nucleus; protein phosphatase type 2A complex; cytosol. Lineage: Eukaryota; Metazoa; Porifera; Demospongiae; Haplosclerida; Niphatidae. The transcript has 13 exons. The record is from RefSeq and is a predicted model, not a curated record.